UGAUCUGCCCAUGAAAACCUCUGCUUAGACUCACUCACCCAAGGCUGAGACGUGCAAGAGGGGAUUUGUUCCUCAGUGCCCUUACUCCUUGUAGAUGCACACAAGCACAUACAUUCUCACAGGGUGGCUGUAAGUUUGUUCAGUCUUCACCUGGAAACGCUGCAUUGAGUCCUGAGUGCCUGCAAAACUGCUCGCCCUGCAGAAUCACCCGAGUGAACUCGUGCCCAUUGUCCUGAGUCACUGGCCAAGCAGCACAGAGGAGGUGACAGCUGACACUGCUAUGGGAGGAAAUGCGAGUUCACAACGGAAAUUGCAGGAAAAGGGAAAAGGCCCAGGCUCCAACCGCCAGUGCCCCAGGAAAUCUGAGCUGAGGAUUGUUCUCGUUGGUAAAACUGGAUGUGGGAAAAGUGCAACAGGAAACACCAUCCUGGGGGAGAAUUAUUUUGCCUCUCAAAUUGCAGCUGAAUCAGUUACAAAGGAAUGUACUAAGGGGAUGAACAAGCGGGAUGGCAGAAACCUGGUAGUAGUUGAUACUCCUGGUCUGUUUGACACAAAAAUUCCCUUAGUAGAAACUAUGCAAGAGAUCGGGCACUGUGUGGUUGUCUCCUCCCCAGGUCCCCACGCCAUCGUUCUGGUCAUGCAGCUGGGGCGUUUCACUGAGGAGGAGAAGAAGACAGUUGCCCGAAUACAAGAUAUAUUUGGGGAAAAGGCCAUUCAAUACAUGAUCGUCUUGUUCACCAGAAAAGAUGAUUUACAGGGGGAGGAAUUUCAGCACUUUUUAGAAGCACUAGAUGACAAAAAGCUACAGCAGCUGCUGAAAAAAUGUGGAAGGCGCUGCUUGGCUUUUAACAACAAAGCAACAGGACAGGAGCAGGAGGCCCAGGUCUUACAGAUGAUGGGAAUGAUUGAUGUGAUGGUGAGGAAGAAUGGAGGUGCGCACUACACCAAUGACAUGUACAAGUAUGCUCAGGAGAAGCUUGAAGUGAAAAUGGAAGAACUCAGGAGAACCUACAAUAAGAAGAUGGAAAGGGAAGAAAAGGAAAAGAAAUCUCAACUGUAUGAGGAACAUAAGACGGUGGAUGAGGAAUUAAGGGAAAGAAUAGAGGAGUUAAAAAAAUGUGGCCCAGUUGAUCAGACCGUGUUGUCAUCCCUAGAACAAGAAACCCAAGAGAAGAAGGAAGCCAUUCAGCAAAAAAUGGAGAAAGAGCUACAGGAAAUUAGUGACCGCUAUCAGAAACAUCUAAAUAACCUCCGGGAAGAAGCUGACAAUGAUGUUUCUAUAAUAGAGUAUAUUUUACAGACAUUUGAAGUGAUAUUUUCUAAAAUCAACAGCUGGUUCAAAUAA
Molecule: messenger RNA, 1345 nt
Organism: Alligator sinensis (Chinese alligator)
Lineage: Eukaryota; Metazoa; Chordata; Crocodylia; Alligatoridae
Product: GTPase IMAP family member 7
Exons: 4
Coding region: 281-1345 (354 amino acids)
Molecular function (GO): GTP binding
Source: RefSeq, a predicted model, not a curated record